This is a messenger RNA of Salvia hispanica, 1470 nucleotides long. NCBI's taxonomy places the organism in Eukaryota, Viridiplantae, Streptophyta, Magnoliopsida, Lamiales, Lamiaceae. The record is from RefSeq and is a predicted model, not a curated record.
AUGGGUGACCGAACAGAUAUUGAGAAGCUGCAGGAGAUGGUGAAGUUGCUGAUGGAUGAGAGAGAUGCGGAGAGAGCAGCCCGAGAAGCCAUGGAAAAGAAGAACAGAGAAACAUUACCUGUGAUGAACAUGUUCAAUCAUGGGAAUAUGAUCACUUUUCCUAACGGCCCUCGUAUUGAUGCUAACAAUUUUGAGUUACGCAUGCCCCUUAUCCAAAGGGUCGAGCAAACUCCUUUUGCAGGUAGGGCGACUGAAGAUGCUAACCGCCAUCUCUCCAAAUUCGUGGAAAUCGCAAACACUCUGAAAUUAAAUGGUGUCGACGACGAUGCCAUACGGGUAAGACUUUUUCCAUUCUCAUUGAUUGAUUCUGCUAAGGAGUGGUUUGAGUGUAUGCCACCAGAAAAGGUCUCCACAUGGAAGGACAUCGUAGCUACCUUCCUCGACAAAUACUACCCGCCAGGCACUAUUUUGAAGCUCAAAAGUGAGAUCUUUCAGUUCACACAAGGCCAUGACGAGCCCCUCUAUGAGGCAUUUGCUCGUUUCAAAGCUCUUCUUCGAAAGUGCCCAAACCAUGGUUUUUCCAUAGACCAUCAGGUAGGAAUCCUCUAUAAUGGAUUUAAUGAGAAAAUAUGUGCUAUGCUUGAUUCAGGGGCAAAUGGAGGAUUUCUAAGAAAGACAGGAGAGGAUGCCAUGGCGGUGAUCGAGGAGUUCGCCACCAACAGUCGGGGGUGGUCGAAGGAAAGGCAUGCCACGAGAAGAGUAGCAGCCAUAGAAGAGGCCGAAGAAAGUUCUUUUGCUAAGGAGUUAGCAGAACUUAGAGUCAGGAUUGAUCAAAUGGACAUCUCGAGGAAGGAAGAUCCAAUUCCGGCAACUUCCAUAGUGGCGGUCAAGGCACCCGAAACUGCCAUAUCAACUGUGGAAGAAAUCAACUACGUGCAAGGAGGCGGUCCCAGAAACUACAAUAACAAUUAUCGCCCUAAUCAGGGGGGCGGAUUUAAUGUUAGCAAAGGAGGAGUGGUUGAGCCGAUGAAGAAGGAAGACAAGUAUGAACAAGGAAUCACGAAGAUUUUGGAGGUAAUUACGCAAGAUAGGAAGAUUAAUGACACCAAGAUCGGAGUGGUCGAAGCAAGGAUAAACAACCUCGAGCAAGGAAUGAACACAAUCUCGGCAGCUGUAACCAAUAUUACCACUCAAAUGGAGCAAAUUCAGAAGAAGUUAGAUGAGGAUAGAGCAAAGGCAGCAGCAAGAGUGGAUGAUAUUAACAAGAAGUGGGUGGCAAAGCAGAAAUCUGGGGACUGCCCAGUCGCCGGCGGACCGCCGAACACCCCGCAGCGGCCCGCCACUGAGACGGCAGAGUCAACCACGCAGGACUGCCCAGUCGCCGGCGGACCGCCGCACACCCCGCAGCGGCCCGCCACUGAGAAGGCAGAAUCGUCCACUAAGCAGGAGCUUGUGCGGCACAACGGGAUU